CGCCCGCUCACUUUGCCCGCAAUAGAGCUCGGAGGCAAUUCCGUGUCGAUUCGUUUUGCUAACGUAACAUUUGGCGGUAACAAAUGUUCUGUUAUGUAACCUUAAAUGUGAUAUUGUUCUACCUGAUAGCGGGUCUAUUGAUAUUCUUGGCGAUGGAGUUUAGUUUUUUCGAGUCGUUUUAAUCGUGCAGUUGCGCCGUCGUCUCAGAGGGGCGUUUGCGACGGCACCAACUAGCGUGAACAAACAUUGACCAAGCAGCGCGAACCGCAACAUUCCUAGCGUAAAAGUUAACGUGGAUGGUUUACUCUAUGUAAUUUUGCGGGAAAUGCGAUAUUUUUUUUUAAGUUUCACCAUCGAACAUAUCAGUGCGAACGAGUAACGAAAUACGAUUUCACUUAUUAUAGUGAUGUGUGCUACUAAUGUUUCCACAAAAGUGAGAAAUGGAUUUGGAAUUUUUGCACAAGUCAAAAACAUUAAACGCUUCGUCAAUGUAAAUUAAAUAACUAAAAUGAAUAGAAAUUGCGGAAGAAGAUUAGCCGAGUUCCAAGAUGAACAUUACUGCGCCGGAAAUGUCACAAGCAAUUUCCGACGCUCGUGUUCACUGCGGCUGCGCGGUGAAAAAAUGGUGCAGCGGUCGCCUUUAACAACGAGGAAAUAUAUCCCAAUAAUCACGGAAAAUAACAACCAGAAACCACGAAGCGAUGGCUCCCGACUUCCAGAGCCUUGCCAUCGUCAACGAAGUCAAUCAUUCAACGCAAACGGUAACAAACCAAGGAAAUCCUGCCUGAAAACACAAGACCCUUGCAUAAGUAUGACAGAUUCUGCCCACACUCCCCCAGGAUCUCCAGAAGAUUUGCCCGAUGACGAUUCCCUACACAGCUACGGCAGCGCAGCCACCGCCGCGUCCAUCGACGCGGGAUAUGCCCCAUUCAAUGGCACCACUUUCAGCGGACGAUCCAUGCGCUAUGUGUUGCAUUGUUCCUCACAUGCCGGGUUAGCAGGAGAGGAAUACCUCACACCCACACAACGCGCUCAGAAGCAGAUUCGCCGCCUUAAAAGCCUUCUAAGCCAAGCUAAAAAGGACUUGGAAAAGAAGGACAGUGAAAUAUUUCAGCUCACUAAGGAAGUGGUCGAGCUUCGUCUGUACAAGGCCUCUAUAUUCUCUCCGGAUGAAAAGUCAAACUCUAGUGAGGUUGUGACGGUGAGAGAGAACAAUGAGGAGCCUUCGAUCGAGGAGGAGAGUGUCAAAUGUAAAGAUGUUCACCGUUCAUUUGACAUCACCGACAGUCCAAUGUUUAAAGAUCAGACUCCUACCAGGUGCCGGAAUGAGAUGCAGGGAUCGUUUACCGAUUCUGGACAUUUUGAUGAUCUUACGAAUUCAUCUCUACACUCCAAAGAGUCUGUUCACAUGUUGACCCAUGAUGCAUCUUGCAUGACGGAAGUUACAGAUAGUGACGAAGAGCGGCGUAGCUUGAUGGCUUACUAUGAGAAGAAAAUAGAAGACGUCGUGAGAUCUCACGUGGGAGAAACUCAGGAAAUAAAGAAAGCUCACAAUGACAAGGUUGAAGCAUUGCUUCAGAAAUUAGCGGAUGUAAACACUCGCUACUGCGAAUUGUUGCCAAAUUAUGAACAAGCGAAAGAGAGAAUACAUGUUUUGGAGAAGCAGCUGGAAGAUGCAAGCAAGCAGCUGCAAGAUGAUGACAGCAGACAUCGCUCCAUGUACCUGCAAAUGUAUAAUAAGGGAAUGGAAGCUGUCAAAUAUGAAUUGGAUAAGGAGGGAGAGCCCGAACCUAGCACCAGUCAGCUAAACAGAGUUUCAGUCGAGGAACUGUUGGAGCAGCUUCAAAUAACACAGACGGAGCUCGAGAAUGUCCGAGACACGGCAUUCACAGCGGACGGAACUGCAAAGUCACAAGUACUUCUUAGUGCAAAGGAGGCUGUUUCUUUAUGGGUCCUAGGAGCUCGAAAGGCAAUGUACCGCCGCAUCGUGGAGUCCCAGAAAGGCAACAAGACCAAUGUGGACCCGGAAGUGACGUUACAGUUUUUAAAAUCGGCGAUAUAUUACUUCCUCACGGACCCGGAGAACCACCAGGGGCACUUAAAUGCUAUAGAGAAUAUUCUAGGGUUCACUGACGCGGAAAAGAAAAAUAUACGCAAAGCUAGGGCCACGUAGAGACUGCUGGAAAUAUGUGAUAGUUCAUAAAAUAGAUAAAUGUUUGCCACUUAGUUAGAAUUAAUUGUUGCAUGUCCUCGGCCGCUAGCUAGAUAAAUAUUAAAAUAUAUAUUGGUGCACAUUAUUUUGUGUUACCAUGAUAUGAUUAUCGUAGUUAUACUUCAUUGCAACAUUGCAUAAUGGUUAGGUUAAUCUUCGUGAUUAACUAUUUAUACCUACAUCCUAUAAAAUUUUUGGAUUUUAGAAACGAAUUUAUUUUUAGACGCUAAAUUUGUGAUUUUUAGGGCCGUAGCAGACGCGACACUUCAUUGGCAUCGGCGAUCAGAGAUUUUGUGACUGCAUCGCGUUUUGACAACCUUCUGCGUUCGAUCGCUGUAUUGAAAUUGCACGUUUUAAGUGUUUUAACUAUUGUUUCGAUGAUUCAUCGCGUUUUGACGAUUUUUUGCGGUCGGACGCGUCGGGCUUCCGAAAAUCGCCUUGAUUCCUGCGACUGGAUAUGCAUACACAUAUCCAAUCGCAGCAGUCCGAAAAGCAACUAAAUAACCGAUCGCUGAUGCUACAAGCAUCGUGUCUGUUAUGACCCUUAUAGUUUUUAAGCGCCAAAGAAAACAUUCCUUUUUUGUUGUGCAAUUUUUUGACCUUUUAUUAUUUUUAAGUGUACAGUGAUGGUUCGCUGAUAAUGACAACUAUUUUAAGUGUUAUAGUUUUACAUAUUUUAUUCCUUUUUUGCGUUGUUCCUACAUUACUUUACAUUUACUUUAUAUUUUCGUUAUUUUGCAAGUGAGAAAACUUUUCUGUUAUAUUUGCUUGUUAAGCGCUAGUACACAAUACUAUAAUAAUUAAGAUCAUUAGUUUUAUUGGUUUCAUAGAGAAUAUUGAUGUACACGUAGUGUUUACACUGGAACAUCACCGUCCUUACGCUACAAUAAAAUUUAUUUUCUAGUUCCUAUGUUCUUUGCCUUUUUACUGAGUUAUGUCGACGUUUUCUUGCCUCUUUGAAAGCUGCAUCUGUGAUUAGUAUACGUUAUAAAAUAAUCAUUGCAUAAUAAAUUCGUUAUAUGUAUAUUAAUAAAUUGCAUAAUAAAAUCUUGCUUUAUUGUUCAAUCUUAAUUUGAAAGUUUGUUAUAUAUUUUAAACAUCUAUAUUGUACUUACUCUUUUCAAUUUGAAAUUCACAGAAAAUGUAUUAUUAGGUUUAAAAUAAAAUAUUUUUAAGUUUACUGCAUGGCAAGGCCGAAGGUUAGGGCAGUAGUUGUUUAGAAUAGCUAGUAGUAAAGCUAUUUACAUAAGCAACUUAAUCACAUAACUUUGUUACAAUGUUGAUCAUAGUGAGCGAAUUUUAAAUCUAACCUACAUUUGGUCGUUUCUACUGAAACUUUCUGAGCAUGUCAAAUUGAUGAGAUUGGGACUAGGUACCUCUAUUGAGGUUAAGUGGGUAAUUAUUGUGAUUUUGCAUCUUUUAACUGUAAAGUUAUAUGAAAAUGUAAUACACUAUACCUAUUAUAAGUAAUUAUUGUGGUAUAGGUUACUUAAUUACUUGUGUUGUGAAAUAUUCACAGACAAACUAUCUUACGUUUUCAAUAAACGAGAAAUAUUA
Molecule: messenger RNA, 3769 nt
Organism: Maniola jurtina (meadow brown)
Lineage: Eukaryota; Metazoa; Arthropoda; Insecta; Lepidoptera; Nymphalidae
Gene: qtc
Product: protein quick-to-court
Exons: 6
Coding region: 509-2173 (554 amino acids)
Source: RefSeq, a predicted model, not a curated record